AACUUCAAAAAGCAGAGAGAGAGAGAGAGAGAGAGAGAGAGAGUUGAAAAGAGUGCGUGCUACCACGAAGUAGACAAAAAUAAGAGCGGCCCACGUUAGCAUGAGCCAUGUUAACGUGCACCAACUGGGCUUAGAAUCCAAGAUAUGAAAAGACAGAGAGAAAGGAAGGUAAAGAGCUGUUUGGGUGUUUGUCAUUUCCCAUUCUAAUGAGGAAACUCUGCCCAAAUCUCGACCGUGAAGAUGGUUUGGACACCGUUCUUGAAGUCCCCAUUCCUGAAGAAAUGUUCACAUACGCCACUCAUGCCAAUUCCAAGCCAUGGCAAUGCAUGAAGACUUGGAUGCGCUCUCACGUCGACCGUUCAUCAUCGUCCACGCUCUUCGGUGGCCGUAACGCAGAACUCCAGCUUUUGCUCGGCGUCAUCGGCGCUCCUCUCAUUCCUCUUCCAAUCCGCACCGACCACUCUCUCAAUCACAACAUAAAAGACCACCCCAUUGAAUCUUCGAUAGCGAAAUACAUAGUUCAACAAUAUAUAGCUGCAACGGGCGGCGAGAAGUUGCUUGAUUCGAUUCAUAGCAUGUAUGCAAUGGGAAAGGUUACUAUGGUCGCGACAGAAUUUCGCACCGGCGAUGCUAAAUGCAACAACAACAACAGCAACAACAACAAGUUGGUGAAGGUUAAAAGAGCCCGGCAUGGCGAGGGAGAGAUCGGAGGGUUCGUGUUGUGGCAGAAGCGGCCUGAUCUAUGGUGCCUAGAGCUUGUGGUGUCUGGGUGCAAGAUUAGCGCCGGCAGCGAUGGUAAGGUGGCGUGGAGGCAGACCCCAUGGCACCAAUCACAUGCUUCUAGGGGACCGCCGAGGCCCCUUCGCCGAUUGUUACAGGGCCUUGAUCCAAGAUCAACAGCCAACUUAUUCUCCAAUGCUGUUUGCAUUGGGGAAAAGGCAAUAAACGGUGAGGAAUGCUUCUUGCUCAAGCUCGAAGCGGAGCCGGCGAUGCUGAGGGCGAGAAGUAGCAACAAUGUGGAGAUAAUUCGCCACACGGUGUGGGGCUACUUCAGCCAACGGACAGGCCUUCUCAUCCAAUUUGAAGACUCCCAUCUUCUCCGAAUAAAGGCCCCCGGCGACGGCGACGAGAGUGUCUAUUGGGAGACAACAAUGGAGUCGUCGAUCGAAGACUAUAGGCCAAUCGAUGGUGUUAACAUUGCACAUUCGGGCCGCACUGCAGUCUCAUUGUUUAGGUUCGGCGAUAACUCUGAAAACCAUACUAGGACGCGAAUGGAGGAAGCGUGGACCAUCGAAGAGGUCGAUUUUAACAUAUGGGGAUUGUCCAUGGAUUGUUUCUUGCCGCCGGGGGACUUGAGGAAAGAACAAGGGUGCGAUGUAAUGGCGAAGGAUAAGCGUCCUCCUUUCGUGCCUCUAGCCUCUAAUAAGAUCAUCGGUUCGUCUAAGGUCGUGGCCAUCAACAUGGAUGACUCAUAUUCAAUCGGUGGUGAUGAUAAAGAAGAGAGAUAAAAAAAAUAAUAAUUGUUUUUUGUUUAAUGUAUAUACGUCUAUACUUUUUAUACAAUUUAAGUUCAAUAGAAGCAUAUAGUUUCAAAUUC
This is a messenger RNA of Magnolia sinica, 1597 nucleotides long. RefSeq lists its product as uncharacterized. The record is from RefSeq and is a predicted model, not a curated record. The transcript has 3 exons. The coding region runs from base 207 to 1508 and encodes 433 amino acids. Lineage: Eukaryota; Viridiplantae; Streptophyta; Magnoliopsida; Magnoliales; Magnoliaceae.